This is a messenger RNA of Fusarium venenatum, 3282 nucleotides long. RefSeq lists its product as uncharacterized. The record is from RefSeq and is a predicted model, not a curated record. Gene Ontology annotation, molecular function: P-type potassium transmembrane transporter activity; P-type sodium transporter activity; ATP binding. Gene Ontology annotation, cellular component: plasma membrane. Lineage: Eukaryota; Fungi; Ascomycota; Sordariomycetes; Hypocreales; Nectriaceae. Gene Ontology annotation, biological process: monoatomic ion transmembrane transport; potassium ion transport; sodium ion transport.
AUGAGACCCAUUUCUUACGCAAAUCUCAACACGCUGGUCAAGUCGUUCACUAUGAUGCCCAAACAGAUACCUCCAGAAAUGGAGAGUCAUAUGUCUGGACAAUCCAACAAGCCCUUGUCGCGCCCGGCGCAUGCUCUCCCAGCAGAUACAGUGGCUCAAGAGCUCAGCACGAACCCCGAUACUGGAUUGAAUGCCUCCGAGGCGUCUCAAAGGCUUGUUGAGUAUGGUGCUAAUGAUCUCGGCGAGGAAGAGGGUGUCAAGCCCAUCAAGAUUUUCAUCGCCCAGAUCUGCAACUGCAUGACUUUGGUGCUCAUCCUUGCUUUGGCCGCUAGCUUUGGUAUACAAGCUUGGAUAGAAGGCGGCGCUCUUGCCAUUAUCAUCCUUCUCAACCUCGUUAUCGGUUUCUUCCAGGAUCUUCAAGCCGCUCGAACCGUCCACUCUCUCAAGUCGUUAAGCCAGCCUACAACAAACGUCUUUCGAGAUGGAAAGACCUUGACGAUCCAAACGAGCGAAAUCGUACCGGGCGACAUCAUCGACCUCAAGAUGGGUGACUCUGUGCCUGCUGAUAUACGGCUGCUCGAAGUCGCCAACUUUGAGUCUAACGAGGCUUUGCUUACAGGAGAGUCGUUACCCGUUCGGAAAGCCCCUACGUUCCAAUUUGAUGAUGAUACAGGACCUGGCGACCGUCUCAAUGUCUGCUACAGCUCCACAAUUGUCACAAAAGGCCGUGGAAAGGGUGUCGUCUUCGCCACUGGAGCUUAUACUGAGAUUGGAGCUAUUGCAGCUGCCUUGAAGGACACUGGACGGAAGAAGCGAGAGGUCACCAGAGACGAGAAUGGUAAAGCAUCAUUUGGUGCUCAUGUUACGAAGUGGCUUCUGACCGUCGCCGAUAUCAUUGGCGAGUUCUUAGGUGUUAACGUGGGAACUCCAUUGCAACAAAAGCUUUCGCAACUGUUCCUCUAUGUUUUUGCUUUUGCUGUCGUCUGUGCUAUCAUUGUCCUAGCAGCCAAUGGAUUUGAUCCUCGAAAAGAUGUCAUCAUCUAUGCCGUCGCGACAGCUGUGGGAACACUUCCUGUUUCUCUGAUCCUGGUGUUGACAAUUACGAUGGCAGCCGGAACGAAGCAGAUGGUGGGUCGGAAGGUCGUCGUAAGAAAUAUGCAGAGCUUGGAGGCUCUCGGCGGCGUUACCAACAUCUGCUCCGACAAGACCGGUACUCUCACCCAAGGAAAGAUGGUCGUCAAAAUGGCUUGGCUUCCUGGACACGGCACUUACUCUGUCGCCUCAACGAAUGAACCAUACAAUCCCACAGUCGGCGACAUCGAUUAUACCCCCGUCAAGCCAACAGAGCUAGCUACUCCUGGUGAAGAGUCAAAGUCACAUACGAUAAAUCCCUUGGAAGAGCCUAACGCCAUUGAAACUCUCAAGCACUAUCUUAACAUCGCUUCGCUUGCAAACUUGGCCGUUGUCAAGAAAGGAAGCAAGGAUGGUGGCCCUGAAGAGUGGCUUGUACAAGGCGACCCAACUGAAAUUGCCAUACAGGUCUUUGUCUCUCGCUUCAACUGGAACCGAAUGUCGUUGUCUUCUGGCCCUAACUCGCGAUGGAGACAACUUGUGGAAUUCCCGUUCGACUCUGAUGUUAAGAAGAUGUCGGCCGUAUUUCAGGACACAGUGUCCAACGAGUUGUACAUAUUCACCAAAGGUGCAGUCGAGCGUGUCCUGAGCAGCUGUACAUAUAUGGAAGUCUCUGGAGAUAUCGUACGUCUUGAUGCAGCCGCCCAUGAAUCCAUUUUGCAAAACAUGGAAGGUUUCGCCCGUCUCGGUCUUCGAGUUCUUGCCCUGGCUAGUAGAUCUCCCGUUCCAGUUCUACCAGAAGAUUUAUCAUCCGUGAUAGAUCGGUCCGACUUUGAGAGAGACCUUGUUUUCCGCGGCCUCAUUGGUAUCUAUGAUCCUCCUCGGCCAGAAACUCGGGACAGUGUGCAGAUGUGCCAGAAAGCUGGCAUCAGUGUACACAUGCUCACUGGUGAUCACCCAGAGACUGCAAGAGCCAUCGCUGCCGAUGUGUCUAUCAUCCCGUCUCAGGAGAGGAUGAAGAUGGUACGUGCCGACAUCGCAGACACGAUGGUUAUGGCGGCUCAUGACUUUGAUCAUCUCUCUGACGCUGAACUUGACGCUUUGCCCGAGUUGCCUCUAGUCGUAGCUCGUUGCUCGCCUACGACAAAAGUACGUAUGAUUGAGGCUUUACACCGCCGUGGUCGCUACGUUGCCAUGACAGGAGAUGGUGUCAACGACAGCCCUAGCUUGAAACAUGCAGACGUUGGUAUCGCUAUGGGCCUGAACGGGUCAGAUGUCGCCAAGGAGUCUUCCGAUAUUAUUCUGACAGAUGAUAACUUUGCUUCAAUUCUCAAUGCCAUCGAAGAAGGACGUCGAAUCUUUGAUAAUAUUCAAAAGUUCAUCCUUCAUGUGCUCGCUGCCAACUUUGCAUUUGUUAUCUGCCUUCUCACAGGAUUGGCGUUUAAAGAUGAAAAUGGUGUUUCUGUCUUUUUCAUAACACCUGUGGAAAUCAUUUGGAUGUUGUUAGUCGCUGGAGCUUUCACCGAGACGGGCCUGGGGUUUGAGCAAGCCAGUCCUGACAUUCUUCGUCGACCACCCCAUAGUCUCAAAUACGGGGUUUUUACUCCCGAAUUCCUCGUUGAUCUGGUAGUUUACGGUAUCCUGAUGCUCAUCAGCAUUCUCGGCUCCUCUGUCGUUGUUCUUUACGGCUUCAACAGCCAGGGUCUCGGUCACGACUGCAACAGUACCUACUCGAAAUCAUGCGAGACAGUAUUUUCUGCCCGGUCAACAGCUUUCGCAACCAUGACGUGGGACUUUCUCUUAUUCGCAUGGCAACUUGUUGACUUUCGGCGCUCAUUCUUUGCCGAGAUCUUCGAAAAGGGUGGUAGUUUCAAGGCCUGGGGGCAGAGGCUCUGGAAAAACCCUUUCCUGUUUUGGUCUGUUACCCUCAGCUUUGUCUUUAUACCACCUACACUGUAUAUCCCUGUCAUCAACCGGGUGGUCUUUAUGCAUAGUCCCAUUGACUGGGAAUGGGGUGUUAUCUUUAUUGCUGUUGGCGUAUUCUUUGCUGGAGCGGAGGGCUACAAGUGGGCGAAGCGAGUUUACUUUCGUCAGACUGUUGCGAAGGAAUUUAGAAAUGAUAUUUCAGAUGUUGAGCUAUAUGUCUUUGGGAGAUACAUGGAUGGUUCUGGGUCUAGUAGUGAAUCUGGUCAUGAUGGUAAGAAGUGUUGA